AAAUGGCUCUGCAUGCCAUAGGUUUACCAUCACAGCUUUAGUGCAUAGCUUUGCUUUGGGAAUUUAUAAGCGAUAAGAUCUUUUUUUUAACAAUUCCUCCUGGGCCUUCUGUGUACUCUCUUUCCCCAUCAGGAGGGCUUUGUCUCCUUCGAGGAGGUGGCUGUGUAUUUCUCCAAGGAGGAAUGGUCUCAGCUGGAUCCUGACCAAAAAGCUCUGCAUUGGGAAGUCAUGAUGGAAAAUUACAGGAACGUGGCCUCUCUUGGUGAUAAUGAGCAAGACUAUGAAGAGUCAAGGGAAUCAUUCCAAGGGUUCAGGCAUGGAGACGUAAUGGAACACCCUGCAAUUCAAAUGGAAUUCCACAGGCGAAAGUCCUCAAAUAAUUGGAAUAAAGAAAGCUCAUCUUCCAUUGAGGCUUACAUGCAGGAGCUUCUUGAGGAAGGGAGAAAAAUACAGAAGAAAUAUAUGGGGAAAGGUGUAAAACUAUCCAAAGACACAUCAGCGGUAAAUGAACAUUAUCCAUCCACAUCCAAAGGCCGGGAUUAUAUACCCAAAGACAAUGGAAAAAAUUACAAUUCUCAGGAAAAUGGGUCUCUUACAUCACAAAAAAGUCUUCCCAUUGGGGAGAAUCCAGAGAAUGGAAAGAGCUUCUUUGAAAGGAAGACUUUGAGUGCUCAGGAAAGGAACCACAAGGAGAAGCCAUAUAAAUGCAUGGACUGUGGUUCGGAAUUCCAUAAGGUUGCAUCCCUUGUGAGACAUAAAGUAAUUCUUACAUGUGAUGCACCAUAUAAAUGCAUACACUAUGGAAAAGGAUUCAACAAAGAGAGUAAUCUUACAUCUCAUAGAAGGAUUCACACAGGGGAGAAACCAUUUAAAUGCAUGGAGUGUGGAAAGAGCUUCAGAAGAAGCAGUCAGCUUACAUCCCAUAAAAGGAUCCACACAGGGGAGAAACCAUACAAAUGCAUGGAGUGUGGAAAGAGCUUCAGCCAAUCCAGUGGCCUCAUUAUUCAUAAAAGGAUCCACACAGGGGAGAAACCAUAUAAAUGCAUGGAGUGUGGAAAGAGCUUCAGCCAACUCAGUGGCUUCAUUAUUCAUAGAAGAAUCCACACAGGGGAGAAGCCAUUUAAAUGCACUGAGUGUGGAAAGUCUUUUAGUCAGAACACUCACCUUACUGGCCAUAAAACAAUGCACACAGGGGAGAAGCCAUUUAAAUGCAAGGAGUGUGGAAAGGGCUUCACUUUAAAUUGUUCUCUUACAUACCAUCAAAGGAUCCACAGAAGGGAGAAGCUGUUUAAAUGUAUGGAGUGUGGAAUGUCUUUUAGUCAGAUCACUCACCUUACUUCCCAUAAAAGGAGCCACAUGGGAGAGAAGCGAUAUAAGUGCUUGGAAUGUGGAAAGAGCUUCAAAAGAAGCAGUCAGGUUAUGUCCCAUAACUGGAUCCACACUGGGGAAAAGCCAUAUAAGUGCAUGGAAUGUGGAAAAAGUUUCAGUGAGAGCCGUUCCCUUACAUCUCAUAAAUGGAUCCAUACAGGGGAGAAGCCAUAUAAAUGCAGACAGUGUGGAAAGGGGUUUGGUGAAAAUGCAUCCCUUGUGAAACAUAAAAGGAUCCACACAGGGGAGAAGCCAUAUAAAUGUGCGGAGUGUGGAAAGAGCUUUAUUCAGAGCAGUCAUCUUUCUUCUCAUAAAAGGAUCCACACAGGGGAGAAGCCAUACAAAUGUAGAGAGUGCGGAAAGGGCUUUACCAAUAGCAGUCAUCUUACUUCUCAUAAAAGGAUUCACACAGGAGAGAAGCCAUACGAAUGCACAGAGUGCGGAAAGAACUUUACAAACAGCAGUCAACUUAUUUCCCACAACUGGAUCCACACAGGGGAGAAGCCAUAUAAAUGUUUGGAGUGUGGAAAGAGCUUUACUAAUAGAAGUCAACAUACUUCUCAUAAAAAGAUCCACACAGGAGAGAAGCCAUAUAAAUGUGUGAAGUGUGGAAAAUCUUUUACUAAUAGCAGUCAACUAACUUCCCAUAACUGGAUCCACACAGGGGAGAAGCCAUAUAAAUGUCUUGAAUGUGGAAAAGGCUUCUGUCGAAGGAGUUCCUUUACUUCUCAUAAAAGGAUCCAUACAGGGGAGAAGCCUUACACCUGCAGAGAGUGUGGAAAGGGCUUUACUAACAGCAGUCAUCUUACUUCCCAUAAAAGGAUCCAUACAGGGGAGAAGCCGUAUAAAUGCAUGGAGUGUGGAAAAAGCUUCUGUGAAAAUGGUAAUCCUACAUCCCAUAAAAGGAUUCAUAUGGGGGAGAAGCCAUUUAAAUGCAUGGAGUGUGGAAAGGGUUUCAGUACAAGCAGUGCCCUUACCGUCCAUAAGAGGAUCCACACAGGGGAAAGGCCAUUCAAAUGCCUGGAGUGUGGAAAGUCUUUUUGUCAGAGACAUCAUCUUACUUCCCAUCAAAGGAGCCACACACGGGAGAAGGCAUUUAAAUGCAUGGAAUGUGGAAAGGACUUCAGUACAAGCAGUGCCCUUACCGUCCAUAAGAGGAUCCACACAGGGGAAAGGCCAUUUAAAUGCCUGGAGUGUGGAAAGAGCUUCAUCCAGCCUAGUGGCCUCAUUAAUCAUAAAAGGAUCCACACAGGGGAGAAGCCAUUUAAAUGCAUGGAGUGUGGAAAGUCUUUUUGUCAGAGCCAUCAUCUAACUUCCCAUCAAAGAAUCCACACACGGGAGAAGUCGUUUAAAUGCAUGGAGUGUGGAGAGUCUUUUUGUCAGAGCCAUCAUCUUACUUCCCAUCAAAGGAUCCACACAGGGGAGAAGGCAUUCAAAUGCAUGGAGUGUGGAAAGUCUUUUGCUCAGAGCCACAGUCUUAUGGACCAUCAAAGGAUUCACACAGGGGAAAGGCCAUUUAAAUGCAUGGAGUGUGGAAAGGGCUUCCGUACAAGCAGUGCCCUUACCGUCCAUAAGAGGAUCCACACAGGGGAAAGGCCAUUUAAAUGCCUGGAGUGUGGAGAGUCUUUUUGUCAGAGUCAUCAUCUUACUUCCCAUCAAAGGAUCCACACAGAGGAGAAGGCAUUCAAAUGCAUGGAGUGUGGAAAGUCUUUUAGUCAUAGACACAGUCUUACUUCCCAUCAAAGGAUCCACACAGGGGAGAAUCUAUUCAAAUGCAUGGAGUGUGGAAAGGUCUUCAGUACAAGCAGUGCCCUUACUGUCCAUAAGAGGAUCCACACAGGGGAAAGGCCAUUUAAAUGCCUGGUGUGCGGAAAGGGCUUCAGUACAAGCAGUGCCUUUAACGUUCAUAAAAUGAUCCACAAAGGGGAAAAGCCAUUUAAAUGCAUGGAGUGUGGAAAGAGCUUCAGAAGAAGCAAUUUGCUUAAAUGCCAUCAAAGGAUCCACACAGGAGAGAAGCCUUUCACAUGCAUGGAGUGUGGAAAGAGCUUCAGGCUAAAGUAUUUUCUUAUAACCCAUCAAAAGAUCCACACAGGGGAGAAACCAUACAAAUGCAUGGAGUGUGGAAAGAGCUUCAGCUACUCCAGUGGCCUCAUUCUCCAUAAACGGAACCACACAGGGGAGAAACCAUAUAAAUGCAUGGAGUGUGGAAAGAGCUUCAGACAAAGCAAUGCCCUUACCGUCCAUAAGAGGAUCCACACAGGGGAAAGGCCAUUUAAAUGCCUGGAGUGUGGAAAGAGCUUCAUCCAAUAUAAUGGCCUCAUUAAUCAUAAAAGGAUCCACACAGGGGAUAAGCCAUUCAAAUGCCUGGAGUGUGGAAAGUCUUUUUGUCAGAGCCAUCAUCUUACUUCCCAUCAAAGGAUCCACACAGGGGAGAAUCCAUUCAAAAGCAUGGAGUGUAGAAAGGGCUUCAGUACAAGCAGUGCCCUUACCGUCCAUGAGAGGAUCCACACUGGGGGAAAGGCCAUUUAAAUGCCUGGCGUGUAGAAAGGGUUUCAGAACAAGCAAUUUGCUUAAAUGCCAUCAAAGGAUCCGCACAGGGGAGAAACCAUACAAAUGCAUG
This is a messenger RNA of Thamnophis sirtalis, 3988 nucleotides long. Lineage: Eukaryota; Metazoa; Chordata; Lepidosauria; Squamata; Natricidae. The record is from RefSeq and is a predicted model, not a curated record.